CAUAAUGCCUCUGGGCCUAUAACAGAUUCUCUAUCCGGUUACGACACGCUCAUAUAAAGACAGCAGCGUUCGCAGUCAGAGUUCGUCAGAGAAGUGGAAGCCAAUGAUUCCCAUAUGUCCAGUGGUCUCCUUCACCUAUGUGCCCAGCCGGCUAGGUGAAGAUGCCAAAAUGGCUACCGGCGGCAAUUAUUUUGGAUUUACACACGGUGCUGCUGCGCAAUACAGUCAGCAGCCGACCGCUGGAGUAGCCUACACCCAUCCUACGACGGUAGCCAGCUACACCGUGCAUCAGGCGCCAGUGGCUGCUCACACCGUAGCUGCGGCCUUCGCCCCCACAGCUGCUACCGUUGCUGUCGCCAGACCUGCACCUGUCGCUGUCGCAGCAGCGGCCACUGCGGCAGCUUAUGGAGGAUACCAGCCUGCCCACGCUACCACAGACUACGGCUAUGCCCAACGUCAGCCUGAAGUUCCCCCACCACCUCCACCAGUCACCUCACAGAACUACCAGGAUUCCUAUUCUUAUGUUAGGUCUUCAGCUCCUGUUGUAGCCUAUGACAGUAAACAAUACUACCAGCAACCCACGGCUACAGCAGCUGUAGCAGCAGCUGCCCAGCCACAGCCCACAGUGGCAGAGUCCUACUACCAAACAGCUCAAAAAACAGGAUACAGCCAGGGUGCUACACCAUAUACACAGGCCCAGCAAACCCGCCAAGUUACAGCCAUAAAGCCAGCCACACAGAGUCCGGCCACCUCCACUUUCUCCAUCUACCCAGUGUCCUCUGCAGUGCAGCCAGUGGCAGCUGCAGCAGCUGCUGCAUCCUCCGUGGUCCCAUCUUACUCCCAGAGCCCUACAUACAGCACUAAUGCUGUUACGUAUUCAGGCACAUCAUAUUCAGGUUAUGAGGCAGCUGUGUACUCUGCAGCAUCCUCUUACUACCAGCAACAGCAGCAGCAACAGAAACAAGCCGUCGCUGCUGCAGCAGCCACUGCUGCCUGGACAGGAAGCACUUUUACCAAGAAAACACCAUUCCAGAACAAAACACUCAAACCCAAACAGCCACCAAAACCACCACAAAUACACUACUGUGAUGUGUGCAAGAUUAGCUGCGCAGGGCCACAGACGUACAAAGAACAUCUAGAGGGUCAAAAGCACAAAAAAAAGGAGGCAGCGCUGAAGGUCUCUCAGAGCAGUAAUAGCAGCAGUAGUGGCAGCAGCUCGGCCCGAAACACACAAAACCAGCUUCGCUGUGAGCUGUGCGAUGUUGCCUGCACCGGGGCCGAUGCCUAUGCUGCCCACAUCCGCGGCGCUAAACAUCAGAAGGUUGUGAAACUACACACCAAGCUCGGGAAACCCAUUCCUUCCACGGAGCCGAGCAUGGUGACUCAGACAUCGACGUCCACCACGGCAGCUCCCAGUAAACCAGUCAGUGCUGCCAUCAGCAGUUCCACCAGUAGUACUGCAUCUGCCAUGAAUGUCUCCUCCUCCACCGGCUCCAGUUCCUCCUACCUGAAACCCCUAGGCAUGGUUAACAACACUGCUGCCUCAGUUAUGCAGGGCAAAAGUCCUGCCUCCAGCGGCAUUUCCUCAACUGCAGCAACGAUCAAGAAAGUCAACACACCCAAGAUAAACUUCGUUGGAGGAAACAAAUUACAGACCACUGGUGUUAAGAUGGAUGAGUCAAAAGUUGAGGCAUCCAAACCUGUACAGACCUCAUUAGGAGCACCGUCGCAGGAAGUUAAAAACGACACCCCUGAUCCUCUGUCCCCUCAGUCAGCUCUGGCAGCUUUACAGAGUGACGUUCAGCCUGUCGGUCACGACUAUGUUGAAGAGGUUCGAAAUGACGAAGGGAAAGUAAUCCGGUUCCACUGCAAGCUGUGUGAAUGCAGUUUUAACGAUCCCAAUGCGAAGGAAAUGCAUCUUAAAGGGAGGAGACAUCGUUUGCAAUAUAAGAAAAAAGUGAACCCGGACCUCCAGGUGGAAGUGAAGCCCAGCAUCAGAGCUCGUAAGAUCCAAGAGGAAAAGAUGAGGAAACAAAUGCAAAAGGAGGAAUACUGGCGACGACGUGAAGAAGAGGAGCGCUGGAGGAUGGAAAUGAGGCGCUAUGAGGAGGAUAUGUACUGGCGACGAAUGGAGGAAGAGCAACACCACUGGGAAGAAAGGCGUCGGAUGCCUGAAGGUGGCUAUCCACAGGGUCCACCUGGACCUCCUGGUCUUCUUGGGGUGAGACCUGGAAUGCCCAUCCCACAGCCGCAAGGCCCUGUGCCCCCACGACGCCCUGAUUCUUCUGACGAUCGUUAUGUGAUGACAAAACAUGCUGCUAUUUACCCCUCUGAAGAAGAGCUUCAGGCCAUUCAGAAGAUUGUGUCUAUCACUGAGCGUGCCCUCAAGCUUGUAUCAGACAUCAUUACUGACCAAGACAAGGGCAAAGAAGAGGAUAAUGACAAGGACAAGAAAGAGCCUCCCAAAGACAGAGCACUGAAAGGAGUAAUGAGGGUCGGUGUUCUGGCCAAAGGACUUCUUUUGCGUGGAGAUAAGAACGUCAACCUUGUUCUCCUUUGCUCUGAGAAACCCAGCAAGAGUCUGCUGUCCCGCAUUGUAGAGCACCUCCCCAAACAACUUGCACUUGUUACACCAGAGAAGUAUGAGGUGAAAGGCUCAGUCCAAGAAGCUGCAAUCAUCCUGACUUCCUCUGCUGAGCCCAAGAUGCAGGUGACGAUCACACUGACCUCGCCAGUCAUCAGAGAGGAGAAUUCCCGGGAUGGAGAUGUAACCUCGGGUAUGGUGAAAGACCCAGCGGACGUCUUGGACAGGCAAAAAUGCCUUGACGCUCUGGCUGCCCUACGCCACGCUAAGUGGUUCCAGGCUAGAGCCAAUGGACUCCAGUCCUGUGUGAUUGUUAUUCGUAUCCUGCGUGACCUUUGUCAGAGAGUACCGACCUGGUCUGCUUUUCCAAGCUGGGCCAUGGAACUGCUUGUGGAGAAGGCAAUCAGCAGCGCCUCUGGACCGAUGAGCCCCGGUGAUGCGCUGAGACGAGUUUUCGAAUGUAUUGCCUCUGGAAUUCUGCUACAUGGUGGCCCAGGGUUAAUGGACCCGUGUGAGAAAAAUCCGACAGACACCUUGGGUACUAUGGAGGAGCAGCAGAGAGAGGAUAUAACGUCUAGUGCACAGUUCGCCCUACGGCUCUUGGCAUUCCGUCAGAUCCAUAAGGUUCUUGGUAUGGACCCAUUGCCUCAGUUGAACCCACGAUUCAAUGUGAGGAACAAUCGCAAGAGGAGGCGUGACAACAGCGACGGCACAGACAGCUUUGAGGGUGAGGGGAAGAAGGACAAGAAGGACUUUGAUGGUUUCUAAAUAAGCUUCACAGGCUUACUUAUUUCUUGUUCAAAGUCUCUGUGUUCCAGUGGUGCGAAAGCUGAUUUCCAUAGGUCUCUGUGCAUGCUCAUUACUGCUGCUCAGAAAGAAUUUUAUGGCUCGUAAGAAGCCCAUUGAUGAGCACCUUACUAGCUUUGUUUGCUUCUUGUACCUGUAAAUGACCUAUGAAGGCAGCUCGGUCAAUGUUAAGCUUCAUUUCAACAGCUUUACUAAAAUAUUUAACACGCACAGAAAUGUUUUGGUAAUAUAAAAUAUCCUGUAACUGGAUAGGUUAUUAUUUGUGCUCUAAUUAUACGUUACUAAAAUUAUAUAUGUUAAGGUUUUGGUUGUUCCGACUGUAAUUAUCAAGAUAUUUCUACACUCCGGAAACACUCUUGUAGUCCAGGGGGGGUGUGUACCAAGAUAUUCUGGACCCUCAAGAUAACAUGAAACAUUUACUACUAAUAAAACAGGUUCUGCUGCAUACAGAAGGUUUUGCAUAAUGUUAAGUCACCCUCAGCAACCAAGGAACUAUGUUGAGAUUCAUAGUAAAUUUGAAAUCAUCCUAAUGUUGCAUGUUCAAGCCAUGUUUAGGCGGCAGUUUAAAGGUUUAAAAAAAAACCAUUAAAUUUUAUUUCUGCAUUUAUGUAUUGCAGUGUAAAAAAUUGACAAAUUUGGUUUAAGCUUAGUGUGUAUUAUUAUUUUUGUGUGUGUGUGUGUUUUGAAUUGACAUUCCUCUUAGCCACAAAGUCUAAGCUAAACUAUAACAUAUUCAUUACAUUGUAAUGAAUGUUGACUGGGCAUUUGAGUAUACAGCAUUGCGUUCCAUAGCACUAAUACAACCUGCUGGUUCCCUUUUAGCCAUUCGUUACGUACAUCUUUGGCUAUACGGUAACGUCAAGUUGGAAAAUGUCCUAAUUCUGUUAUGCAUAAUGCAAGUUGGGUAAAACUGAGCUUCUGUUGCGUUGCUGUAAGAUGCCAAUCUCUGAGAGCAGACUUGGGUCCUGUACAAAUGUGUGCGUUACCACCAUUCUCAAUGGUCAAUAAUUCAUUUCUAAGCUCUGUGAUUGCAUCAAUUUUUAGAAAUAACCACAGCAUUUACACGAGCGUGUUCCUUUUAUCCGUGGCUCUAGAUUUGCAAAGGAAAUCCCCUGCACUUUGCGAGGUGUUAAAUCCUGUAUUUUGAAGCAGGAUGCAGAGAUCACUUAUUUGUAGUAGGCCCAAGUCUGCCUAACGUUUGUGUUCAUAGUGCCGUAAUUUCUAAAUAUCGUGUGUACAUAUGCAUAUAAUCAUAUGUAGCUAUGUGUAGGCUAUGUUUGAUCUUUAAUAUAUGAGCACUGAAAAGCGGAGAUAUAAUCUUGCAAUAGAGCUUCGAGAAAUUGUAUAAUUUUAUGACAGCAUGGAAGUGUUCCAGUUUUGAGUUUUGUUUUAUUGUUUUAUCUGUUUAGAUGAGCAGCUGCUUGCUCUUCACUUUAGUUUAACUAUCCAUUCUUUUGUGAAAAAGAUUCUAUUCAAUUCUAUACAUAUGGGGGGGGGGUUGUUUCUGUGUUUGUAACUGCAGAUUUAGAUUUAUCCUUUUAAUAGCUUGUUAUUUGCCGUCAUGGUACUACUGCAUAACAAUAGACAAUAAAAACAAAAAUCUUCACAGAA
Messenger RNA from Tachysurus fulvidraco (yellow catfish), 5002 nucleotides. It is a transcript of the gene zfr, whose product is annotated as zinc finger RNA binding protein. Bases 104 to 3352 code for a protein of 1082 amino acids. The transcript has 19 exons. Gene Ontology annotation, cellular component: precatalytic spliceosome. NCBI's taxonomy places the organism in Eukaryota, Metazoa, Chordata, Actinopteri, Siluriformes, Bagridae. Gene Ontology annotation, molecular function: zinc ion binding; double-stranded RNA binding; single-stranded RNA binding. The record is from RefSeq and is a predicted model, not a curated record.